GACAUUUAAUACUCCUGCUAUGUAUGUCGCCAUUCAAGCCGUUCUAUCCCUUUAUGCUAGUGGUCGUACAACAGGUAUUGUCCUGGAUUCUGGUGAUGGUGUUAGCCACACUGUUCCAAUCUACGAGGGAUAUGCUUUGCCACAUGCUAUCCUUCGUCUUGAUUUAGCCGGUCGUGACUUGACCGAUCACCUAAUGAAAAUCUUAACAGAGCGCGGUUACUCAUUCACUACUUCUGCUGAACGAGAAAUCGUGAGGGAUGUGAAGGAAAAACUCUCCUACAUUGCGCUUGACUUUGAGCAAGAAAUGGACACGUCGAAAACUAGCUCUUCUGUUGAGAAGAGCUACGAGUUGCCCGAUGGUCAAGUGAUUACCAUCGGUGCUGAACGUUUCCGAUGCCCUGAAGUCCUUUUCCAACCUUCAAUGAUUGGAAUGGAAGCUGCAGGCAUUCACGAAACGACGUACAACUCAAUCAUGAAGUGCGACGUCGAUAUCAGAAAGGAUCUGUAUGGAAAUAUUGUACUCAGUGGCGGUUCGACUAUGUUUCCUGGAAUUGCUGAUAGGAUGAGUAAGGAAAUUACUGCCUUGGCUCCAAGCAGUAUGAAAAUUAAGGUGGUAGCUCCACCUGAGAGGAAGUAUAGUGUUUGGAUUGGAGGUUCUAUUUUGGCUUCUUUAAGUACUUUCCAACAGAUGUGGAUUGCAAAGGCAGAAUAUGAUGAAUCUGGUCCAUCCAUUGUGCACAGAAAAUGCUUCUAAUUUUUAGAAGUGUAAUAUUUUUAUUAUGUUGCUUAUCGAUCGCUGUAACAAUGGCAAACAAAUUUUCCAGAAUUGACAGUAAAAAACAGAUAUUUCAAUGUAGAUUUUAUUUUAUUGUGAACUUUUGUCCUUCAAUGCUAACUCCAAUUGUUUUC
This is a messenger RNA of Nicotiana tabacum (common tobacco), 909 nucleotides long. Lineage: Eukaryota; Viridiplantae; Streptophyta; Magnoliopsida; Solanales; Solanaceae. The record is from RefSeq and is a predicted model, not a curated record.